Messenger RNA from Nilaparvata lugens (brown planthopper), 5105 nucleotides. RefSeq names its product cadherin-23-like. Gene Ontology annotation, molecular function: calcium ion binding; nucleic acid binding. Lineage: Eukaryota; Metazoa; Arthropoda; Insecta; Hemiptera; Delphacidae. Gene Ontology annotation, cellular component: plasma membrane; cell-cell junction. The record is from RefSeq and is a predicted model, not a curated record. Gene Ontology annotation, biological process: homophilic cell-cell adhesion.
AUGAGCCAUCGAGAUAAUGAUUAUCGAGUGGAUUGGAAAUUCAUUCCCGCUGCUUCCCCAAAUUUCGGUGGAAUUUGGGAAGCCAACAUAAAAUCGGUCAAGUCGCAUUUGAUAAAGGUGAUUGGCGAUCAACUAUUGACCUAUGAGGAGAUGAAUACUGCGUUGGUUCAAGUGGAGGCGGUGUUGAACUCUCGGCCAUUGUGCCCUUUGAGCGAGGAUCCAAACGAACCUCUCGCCUUAACUCCGGCUCAUUUUUUGAAGUUGACACCGUUGACGGCUUUUCCAAUGAAGGAUGUGACCGACAUUCCCGUCAAUCGUCUCACUCGUUACGAACUCAUCGACCAGCUUGUUCAAUCGUUUUGGAAUAAGUGGAGAAAGGAGUAUCUCCAUGAAUUACAAGUACGUGGAAAGUGGUCCAAGUCAUCACCUCUUCUCACUGUUGGAACGGUUGUGAUAGUGGAUCAGCCUAAUCUACCCCCAUUGAAGUGGCCUCUAGGAAUCAUUGAGGAAGUGUUUCCUGGAGCCGAUGGUGUCAUACGCACAAAAAACAGUCGAAUAACAUACAGCAUCUCGGAGUGGGACCGCUCCAAGGCCAACUUCACAAUAGACCCGGCGACAGGCACUCUAAAGCUGAUGGGUCGCAUUGACUUUGAGCGGCUGCCCAGAGGAGGCGGUCAAAAGGCGUUGAAUCCGUUUCCCGUCCACCUGAAGGUGAGGGCCACGGACAUGGGCUCUCCCCCCCUCCACUCCGAGGUGCCUGUCACCAUCUACAUCCAUGAUGUCAACGACUUUGCGCCCCAGUUCGAGGUCGACAGCUAUGAGAAAACUAUACCCGAAGAUCUGUCUGAAGGCAGUUCUGUUCUACAAGUGAACGCGUGGGACGGUGACGGCUCGCCGCCGAACAACGUGGUGGUGUACCGCAUCCAAUCGGGCGCCGGCGACAAGUUCACCAUGGACGUGGCGACCGGCGUGAUUCGGGUGGCGCGCGGCGCGAGUCUCGACCCGGACGGCACGCAGCCGCGCACGCUGCGUUACGCGCUGGUCAUUGUGGCGCUCGACGGCGGAAUUGGCGCGCACCAGCUCAGCGCAACUGUUCCCGUGCAGAUCACGAUCGAUGAUGUCAACAAUAAGCCGCCUGUGCUUGCCGAACCCGGGACUGUGCGCAUCAAGGAGAACACUAGGGUGGGUCAAGUGGUGCACAGAGUGGUUGCCCAGGACCCGGACGAGAGCCCGGUGCUGCGAUACACCCUGGACGCGGACAGCUGCGAGGCUCGCAGCGAGGAGGGCACACUCGUCAAAGCGGCUGAGUUCGACUUUGUCGCCGCAUUCGAGCUCAAUCCGCUCGACGGACGGCUUAAGGUGGUGCGGCUGCUGGACAGGGAGCGUGUGGAGACCAUCCGGCUGGCGAUCCGGGUCGAGGAUCUGGGGUCGACUACCGGUGUGCAGACCGAUACCGCCGUCUUAACAAUUGUAAUUGAAGAUGAGAAUGACAACAAUCCUCAGUUCCGCAAACCAUUCUACCGACGCUCCAUCACCGAGAACAGCCAGAAUGGGAUCACCAUUGUCAACAUUGUGGCUGAUGACGCCGAUAAGAAUCGAACCAUCUCGUACUCUCUUGAAGGCCCUCAAUCGAUGACAGACCUGGUUCACCUGGACAGGGAGACGGGUGAGAUGCUGGUGGCCAGCCGCAUAGACCACGAACAGGUGGCCUGGCUCAACAUGACUGUGCGUGCCACCGACUCAGGCGUUCCCUCCCGCUCCUCCUUCGUCGACGUCUUCAUUCAGGUGCUCGACGAAAACGACAACAAUCCGUACUUUGUCGGAGAGACCACCAAUAUCACCAUUCGCGAGGAUACACCUAUCGGCACUGAAAUAGGUAGAAUUGAAGCCAUGGAUGCGGACUCUGGUGACUAUGGGAAAAUAACAUAUCUUCUGGAUCGUAUUUCAUCUCUGGGUAAGUUCCAAAUCAAUCCAGAAACGGGUGUGCUGAACAUAUCAGAUCGCCUGAACAGAGAGGAGCAAAGUGCCUACAUGUUGGUCAUUGAGGCCUGGGACAACUAUCAGUUCGGAUACGCUAGCGGCGAGAGUCGCAACGCUUUCAAGCAGAUUGUAGUGAACGUAUUGGACGUGAAUGACGAGGCGCCGGUGCUGGAUCGCUUGCCUGAGCAGUGCGUGACCGUGACUGAGUUCCACGAUCCCAGUGACGUCAUCACGCAGCUCAAGGCCACAGAUGCUGACGAUCCCAACACACCCAACAGCUGGGUGCAGUUCUCCUUCAUCGCUGGCAAUGAUGAUGGUCUCUUCCAGAUCAAGCCGGUGGACAACUGGUCAGCGCAUGUGUUGAGCACCGGACCACUGAAGAAGCGCUACGGCAAUUACAGUUUAGUGGUGCGCGCGCAGGAUCUCGGGAUGCCGCCAAACUCGGUGGUCGCCAAUCUGCACAUCUGUGUCACAGACUUCAACGACAACGCACCACGCUUCCUCAGUCCCCGCAAUAUCACCAUACGCGUCGCUGAGGCAGUAAAAGAGCUGGACAGAGAGGUGCAAGAACGACAUGAGUUGAUAGUGAAGGCGAGCGAAGACUGUGCCACGACUCCACCCACCAACAACAGCUGGUUCGAGCUGCGAGAUGAGACUCUGCUCAAGUUGAUUGUCAACGUCAACGAUAUCAACGACAAACCGCCGUUGUUCGUCAAAAAUGUGUUCACGGGAGGUGUUACAACCGAGGCUGACUUUGGCACUGAGUUCAUGCACGUCAAGGCAGUGGACGCGGACACGGGCGAGAACGCUGUGAUCAACUACUACAUGCUAGGGGAGACGCAGAUGACCCUGAGCGAGGGCAUGGAGGGCAUCCAGCAGCCGCCCUUCCUCGUCGACCAGGGCACGGGGGCCAUCCACCUCAACUUCGACCCCCAGAAGGGCAUGAAGGGAUACUUCGACUUUAUGGUGAUGGCGAACGACAGUGGUGGUCUCUACGACAUGGCGCGAGUCAUGAUCAUUUACCUGCUCCGUGAAGAUCAGCGAGUUCGAUUUGUAUUACGUCAGCAUCCCACCGAGAUCAGAGAAAAGAUCGAUCAUUUCAGAGAAAUUUUAGGAAACGUGACUGGCGCAAUAGUGAACAUAGACGAGAUGAAAGUGCAUGAAACCCGCGACGGUCGAGUGGACAAAACACGCAGCGACCUCUACAUGCAUUUCGUCAACCUGACUGACCAUUCUAUCAUGGAAGUCAACUCUGUGCUAAGACUGAUUGAUCAAAGCAUCGAGCGGCUAGAUACUCUAUUCAAGGAGUUCAACGUGCUGGACACACAGGGCGCAGAGCGAGUGGUGGCGUUGCGAAUCGCCGGCCCGGACAGCGUGGUGUGGAUGUGGCUGGUCGGCUGCACUCUCUUCCUCACUUUGCUGCUGGUUGUCGUUAUCGCUCUCUGUCUGUCGCAGCGCGCUCGCUACCAGCGCCAACUCAAGGCCGCUACCAUCACUGCUUUCGGUACUACAGAAUCUGAUUUAACGGGCAGAGUGGCCGGAAGAGUUCCAAAUACCAACAUGCACAGUGUGGAGGGUUCGAAUCCCAUCUGGAUGCAAGCUUACGAGAAUGAAUGGUACAAGGAGGAUGAUUCGAUGAGUCAAGCGUCUGAACGCGACUCGCUCGAUGAGAACGCUGUUGUCGCACUGACUACGCCAAACGAUGGAGGCGGUAACUCCUCAUGCAACAGUCGUUCGAACAUGAUCAACGUGUCGGCCGUCGACGUCCCAGCCAUGGUUAAGGAGCAGAACGAUCUGAACAAAAAUGGCGGCGGCUACCACCAGAAUCUCUACCAUCAUCUGGACAAGCUCAGCAAUCCUUUGAUUGCUAAAAAACUUGAAACUACUGAGUUGUGAAGCUGAUUCAGUUCUUUUCAUUUGAUUUAUCCAGAUGGUACUGGAGAUUAACGGUAAAGCUAGCUACUCUUGAAGUUGAUUCUAGCCGCCAAUAUUGUUAAAAUAACUAGAAUAUUUGAAAUUGAAUAUUUUUGCAGAAAAGUGGAUCAGUUCAGAGCUACUCAAAUACAGAACUGUACGAAACACAAUAAAAAAUUAUCAAAAGUACCCUUCAUUUUACUCGAUAUAAGUGUUUCAAGAGUUUCUAUUCUUCAAGAGUCAUUUCCCAUAAUGAAACAGGUGAAAAUUUUUAAAUUAAUAUAUAUUAAAUCUUGGAUCACACCAAUCAUCGAAAAUGAGAAAUCAACACAUUUAGGCUCAACCCACACUUACGCGACCCAGGCCGAGAAGAGACUCUACUCUAGUCGAGAGCAUGUGUUUUCAGAUGGUGACGAAUCGACUGGUCUGAGUGUCAUCAUUUGGAAACACACGCUCUCGACUAGAGUCGAGUCUCUUCUCGACCUGAGUCGCGUAAGUGUGAGUAAAUGUUAACUAUAAAUGGAAGAAAGAUAUCAACACUUGAAAAAGGCUCUUGAAGAGUUGAAACUAGUGAAUUUCCAAAUAAAAUUGAGGGUGGUUUUGAUUAUAUUUAAUGUGUAUUGAUAAUCAGUAGCCCUAGAAGGAAGAGUGAGAACUGUACAAGUAGUUAUAGAAUCUUCAUAAGAUGUUCUCUAGUGUACCUUGAUAUUUAAUAACUUGUAAGAGUGGACAUCUGGAGAGUCUAACUCUAUUCUUCAUGAUUGUGUCUUCACUGUGACGGUGAAAUCUAUUAAAAAUCGAAUUCCAAAUAUGAAAGUAGAUUUAUUAAAAGCAAUAUUGUCCAUAUAGGGACUUACUUUAUGAAUCUUUGUAUAUUCUAUGUAGAUAAUCGAUUCAAGAGUGUAUAAAUAGUAGACUAUUAUUGGGAAGACGAAGAACUCUUCGAUAAUUUCAUAUCAGAUUUAAUUUAUAAAAACUAUUUCUUGAUGCCAAAGUGUAAAUUUGUUUUUUUUUGUGGAAUUUGUUGAGAUUAUUAAUAAAUAAUUGAUAUACUCCACAUCAGUGUGAAAGGCCAAGUUUGAAUUAUCUAGUGUAUGUAGUAAAGAUAAGAAAUCAUUUUUAAUUGUCUGUAUUGAUGAGCUUAUAAUUAUAUUCCUUUUGUAUAAAAUGUAUAGUUUCAUAAUGUUUGUAGAAAAAUAAAGAAGUUCUUU